Molecule: messenger RNA, 351 nt
Organism: Dictyostelium purpureum
Lineage: Eukaryota; Evosea; Eumycetozoa; Dictyosteliales; Dictyosteliaceae
Exons: 1
Coding region: 1-351 (116 amino acids)
Source: RefSeq, a predicted model, not a curated record
AUGGACACAAAACAAGAAAUUGAAAGAAGAGUAAAACAAAAGGUCCAUGAGGCUUGGAAUGAGUUUGAUGAAAUAGCAAAAAGAAUAAAUCAAACAGAUUAUAAUGGUCCAACUCUUUUAUUGACAAAUUACAGCACAAAUAAACAAAUGAUAAUAAUUAAAAGAGAAAAAGAUGAAAAGAGACGAAAAGAAAAGGAAAGAAAAAGAAAAAAAGAAAUUGAAAAGAGAAGAAAAGAAAAAGAAAGGAAAAGACAAAAAGAAAUUGAAAAAGGAAAUAGAAUGAUAUACACUGAAGAGAAAAUUCUUUUAAUGCUUAUACGAGGAGGUAUAAAAGAAUAUCUAAUCAAAUGA